Messenger RNA from Myotis daubentonii (Daubenton's bat), 8349 nucleotides. It is a transcript of the gene KATNAL1, whose product is annotated as katanin catalytic subunit A1 like 1. The record is from RefSeq and is a predicted model, not a curated record. Gene Ontology annotation, cellular component: microtubule cytoskeleton; microtubule. Gene Ontology annotation, biological process: microtubule severing. Gene Ontology annotation, molecular function: ATP binding; microtubule binding; ATP hydrolysis activity. NCBI's taxonomy places the organism in Eukaryota, Metazoa, Chordata, Mammalia, Chiroptera, Vespertilionidae.
CCGAAUUCCCAGGCUCCUCCCUGGAGCUGACUCCGAGAACCCCCUCACUGACACCACCGCGCAGCCCGCGCUGUCAUGGCAACCGUACGCCGCACCACCGCCUCUUCACGCACGUCGUGAACUAACGGACUCCACAGCGGCGGAGCGGUGGCCGGAGCUCCACCCCCACCCCACCAGACCUUGACCGCAUAACCAACAGUCGGCCAGCCUGCGGCACCGGGGUCUCUGAAAGAAGAUGAACUUGGCUGAGAUUUGUGACAAUGCAAAGAAAGGAAGAGAAUAUGCACUUCUUGGAAAUUAUGACUCAUCAAUGGUAUAUUACCAAGGGGUGAUCCAGCAGAUUCAGAGACAUUGCCAGUCAGUUAGAGACCCAGCUAUCAGAGGCAAAUGGCAACAGGUUCGGCAGGAAUUAUUGGAAGAAUAUGAACAAGUUAAAAGUAUUGUCAACACUUUGGAAAGUUUUAAAAUUGACAAGCCCCCAGAUUUCCCUGUGUCCUGUCAAGACGAACCAUUUAGAGACCCUGCUGUUUGGCCGCCCCCUGUACCUGCAGAACACAGAGCUCCACCUCAGAUAAGGCGUCCCAAUCGUGAAGUAAAACCUCUGAGGAAAGAAAUGCCAGGAGCAGGAGCCCGGGGACCUGUAGGUCGAGCACAUCCUAUAUCGAAGAGUGAGAAGCCCUCUACAAGUAGGGAUAAGGAUUGUAGAGCAAGAGGGAGAGAUGACAAGGGAAGAAAAAAUAUGCAAGAUGGUGUGAGUGAUGGUGAAAUUCCAAAAUUCGAUGCUGCUGGAUAUGAUAAGGAUCUGGUGGAAGCCCUUGAGAGAGAUAUUGUGUCUAGGAAUCUUAGCAUUCAUUGGGAUGACAUAGCAGAUCUGGAAGAAGCUAAGAAGUUGCUAAGGGAAGCUGUGGUUCUUCCCAUGUGGAUGCCUGACUUCUUCAAAGGGAUUAGAAGGCCCUGGAAGGGUGUGCUGAUGGUUGGACCCCCAGGCACUGGUAAGACCAUGCUAGCUAAAGCUGUUGCCACUGAAUGUGGCACAACAUUCUUCAAUGUUUCCUCCUCUACACUGACAUCCAAAUAUAGAGGUGAAUCUGAGAAAUUAGUCCGUCUGUUGUUUGAAAUGGCUAGAUUUUACGCCCCCACUACGAUCUUCAUUGAUGAGAUAGAUUCUAUCUGCAGUCGAAGAGGGACCUCUGAUGAGCACGAAGCAAGUCGCAGAGUCAAGUCUGAGCUACUCAUUCAGAUGGAUGGUGUUGGAGGAGCUUUAGAGAAUGAUGAUCCUUCCAAAAUGGUUAUGGUAUUAGCUGCUACUAAUUUCCCAUGGGAUAUUGAUGAAGCUUUGCGAAGAAGAUUAGAGAAGAGGAUUUAUAUACCUCUCCCAACAGCAAAAGGAAGAACUGAGCUUCUAAAGAUCAAUCUUCGUGAGGUUGAAUUGGAUCCUGAUAUUCAACUGGAAGAUAUAGCGGAGAAGAUAGAGGGCUAUUCUGGUGCUGAUAUAACUAAUGUUUGCAGGGAUGCAUCCUUAAUGGCAAUGAGACGGCGCAUCAAUGGCUUAAGCCCGGAAGAGAUCCGUGCACUUUCUAAGGAGGAGCUUCAGAUGCCUGUUACCAAAGGAGACUUUGAAUUGGCUCUUAAAAAAAUUGCCAAGUCUGUCUCUGCUGCAGACUUGGAGAAGUAUGAAAAAUGGAUGGUUGAAUUUGGAUCUGCUUGAAUUUCUAUCGGCUCUUCCAUUUCUGGUAUAUUUGUUUAUAAAAUGUGAAGAAAUUUCUUCAUAUUGGUUUGGAAUUUUUCAUUGGAGAGAUUUUCACUUAAAGGCAAAUAACCUAAAACCACAGAGUAUAAAUGUUGUUGAAAAAUGAGAAAAGCUUACAUAAAGAGCCUGAUGUAUUAAUAUUGCACCCCUAAAGUAGGGUGUCAGGGCGGCAGAGGAAAGGGAUCGGUGUGCUAUUGUGGAAACUUGUUUACAAAAGAUUUAGAAGGACCUCUGUACCUCACUUGCAUUUGUUGUCAUCUUAAAAAAUAUGGUUUCAUCAAUUUUUAGAGAGAGAGAAAGGGAGAGGGAUAGAGAGACAGAGAUAUUGAUGAGAGAGAAACAUUAUUGAUCACCUACCACCUGCACACCCCCUACUGGGGAUCGAGCCUGCAACCUGGGCAUGUGCCCUGACCGGGAAUAGAACUGUGACCUAUUGGUUUGUAGGUUGAUGCUCAACCAUUGAGUCACACCAGCUGGGCAGUUGUCUUUUGUUUUUUUGUGUGUUUUUUUCUAUUCUUUUCUUUAAACAUGAGGGACCUACAUAUGUUCACUUUCAACAUUAAAACUGAGUUUGUGUCAGAUUCAUUAUUGUUAAGAAUGAUAGUUUUGGAUUAGAUAUUGAAUUUGCUAGUUAAACCUCUAGAAUUCAGCUACUUACUGUUGGAGUCUAUCCUAUGGUUUGAACUUUUAUCCUUCCUUUCCCCACCAUUUUUUUCUAUUAGCUACUUAGUCAUUUGUUGAGCUCUGGGCAAGAAUAUCCUAAUGCUUUGUGGUUUUUGAGUCAUUUUGCCAGGUUGUUUCUCUGGUCUUUAGUACUGUUUGCUGGUACAAAAAGUACUCAUAUUUCAUAUUGAAAGAAUGGGAAGAAUAUGAUGAUACGAUGUACUUCUUCAUUCUAGACCUCUCAGUCUUCACUUUUCUUUCAAUGUGGUCAAACAGGUAAUCCCCUUAUUUUUUUCAGCUCCAACACUGUUUGAUUUUUGUUGAAUUUGACUUCUGUAUUCUGAACAAGUCCACUCUCUUGAGUUAAUGCAAAACAAACAAAACAAAAUCUAUAAUUUUCCAGACAGCUUAAUAAAAUAACCUCAUGUAUAAUGAAUGAUGUUCAUUUGAAAAAUUUGAAAUUGUUCUUUGUCAAGGUUAAGAACUUAUACACAUGGUAAGAAGAUUAAGGUGAAAACCUGUCAUGCUCAUUCAGUUUAGCAGGAAUUAGACAGGAGGCCAGAAAAAGUAGAUGGCAUAUAUCUAGUCACCAGUAGAGGGAGUUUUCUGGUAUUAAAAAUUGAAAUUAAAAUGGUUUAAAAUUGCAUUUACCCUAUUUUGAUUGGGCAAUCUAUGCUUUGACAGUCAAGCUUUUAAGAUUUGUAUUUGUUUGAUAUCCUGAAUUCUCAAUUUUGGAAAGCACCUACUGGUUUAAAAUUAAAAAUAAUAUAACUCAUUAGACACUUUAAAAAAGCCUUAGUAUCUUGAAUUUUUUUCCCUACUAAGAGCUAUUUAAUUUUCAGAUAAGUCUGACACUGACCUCCAGUGUUCAUAUAAUGCUGUAAGUUAUCCCCCUUUCCUCUGAGGCAUAGAUUAUAGGAGCUAAAAUGAUAAAUCUAUUAAGAUUCUAAGAUUUUAAAAUCAUGAUUUUAUUUUAAUUGAAUUCAUUCAUCUUAAAAAUUGAGAUGAGAGAAGUUUCCUUUUAUUCUUUUUUUCUGCCCAGUUUUUAUUUUAUUUUAAACCAUUCUUAUUUUUCAAUUACAGUUGACAUGCAAUAUUAUACUAGUUUCAUGUGUACACUCCAGUGAUUAGACAUUAUAUAACUUACUAAGUGAUCAUCCUGAUAAAUCUUGUACCCAUCUGACACCAUACAUAGUAAUUAGAAUAUUAUUGACUGUAUUCCCUAUGUUGUACAUAACUAUUCUGUAAUUACCAAUCUGUAUUCUUAAUCCCUUCACCUUUUUCACCCAUUCCUUAACCCCCUUCCCAUUUGGUGACCAUCAAUUUGUUUUCUGUUAUCUGUGGGUCUGUUUCUGUUCUGCUUGUUUGUUUAUUUUGUUUUUUUAGAUUUGAUUAUUGAUAAGUAUUUAUUGCCAUUUUAUUGUUCACAUUUCUGGUCUUUUUCUCUUUCUCCUUCUUCAAACCCUUUAAAAUUUCAUGUAAUACUGGUUUGGUGGUGGUGAACUUCUUUAGCUUUUUCUUGGGAAGCUCUUUAUAUGUCCUUCAAUUCUAAUUGACAGCUUUGCUAGGUAGAGUGUUCUUGGUUGUAGGUCCUUGCUUUUUAUCAAUUUGAAUAUUUCUUACCACUCCCUUUUGGCCUGAAAUGUUUCUGUUGAUAAAUCAGUUGACAGUCUUAUGGGAGCUCCCUUGUAGAUAACAACUGUUUUUCUCUUGCUGCUUUUAAGUUCUCUCUUUGUCUUUAUCCUUUGACAUUUUAAUUAUGAUGUUGUCUUGGUGUGGGUCUCUUUGGAUUCAUCUUUCUUGGAACUCUCUGUGCUUCCUGGACUUGUAAGUCUAUUUCCUUCACCAGGUUAGAAAAGUUUUCUGUCAUUAAUAGGUUUUCAAUUUCUUUCUCUCUCUCUUUCCCUUCUAGCACCCCCAUGAUGUGAGUGUUGGUACGCUUGAAGUUGUCCUAAAGGCUCUUUACACUAUCCACAUAUUUUUGGAAUCUUUUUUCUUUUUGUUAUUAUGAUUGGAUGGUUUUUUUGCUUCCUUAUAUUCCAAAUUGUUGAUUUGAUUCUCAGAAUCCUCUACUUUACUGUUGAAUCCCUAUAAAUUAUUCUUUAUUUCAGUUAGUGUAUCCUUGAUUUCUGACUGGUUCUUUAUUAUGGUUUCUAUGUCCUUUUGUAUGCUAUUGAAUUUCUCACUAAGUUUAUCUACUUUCCCCUAAGUUCAUUGAGCAUCCUUAAAACCAGUGUUUUGAACUCUGCAUCUAGUAGAUUGCUAGUCCCCAUUUUGUUUAGUUCUUUUUCUGGAGUUUGUUCUGUAAUUUAAUUUGGGACAUGUUUUUUUUUGUUUUUGAUUAAAGAAAUAAUCCCAUUAAGAUCUUGCGAACUAUUGCCAUCCAGUAACAUUUUUUUCCUGAUAUCCUAGGGGCAAUCAUUAAAACAUUAUUGUUUUGAAUGCUAGAACUUGUUUGUAUACUUUAGUGGAUUAGUUGCAGCAUUUUCUAGGUUUUGUGUUACUUGUCUUGGCAUGCAUUUCAUUUUUUAAAAAAUUCUUCAUGGGUAAUGAUAUGGUGAUUGUGAUUUUAAAAAAUUGUUAGUUAAUCAGUGUUUGGAAACUCAGGCUUCCCGGAAACUUACCUUUUCCAAGUUAAGUGAAUCAGGUAUGCUUUGUUAUUUCCUUUGUUUCUCGUUUUGCUCCAUCAGUGGGUGGUGAAUACUCUGUAUAUUUUCAACCCCUUGAAGCACCCUGAGGAAACCCCGCAGGUGUUCUAUCUAGCCUUGGCAGUACAUUGUGUGUACACCAUCUUUAUUGCCAGAGUGUUGCCUUACUCAGAAUGAGAGCAUGUGUGUUUUGCUAUGUUAUCAAAUCAGAAAGGUUUGGUUCCUCUAAUUCAUCCAAAAGCAUGCGUAUUUUGGGUUUUGCAACACUACCUUGUUAGGACUCAGUUCGGCAGUUCUGUCUUGCAGACAACUGUUCAGAUAGUUGUUGCGUUCAGCAGACUUGCUUUGGGUGCUUACUGUGUACAAGAGCCUGGUUAGGGCUCUGUGCUUACAUUGCUGAGCCAGGCAGCAUAGAUUGGAUUGGGCACUUUCCAUAACUACACAGUGUAGUUUUUGGCUCCAACUAAUGAAGCUAAUUCACAUCAUAAAUGCAGAGGCACAGUCGUCUGGGUGUGUUUUGGAAAGAUAAUAAGUAAAGUAUUUUCUCUUUUUCUCUCUUUAAAUCUGUUUUAAAGUUAGAACUGAUAUCCAUUUAUUAGAACAAUAUAAUUUAUAGAUCUGGCUAUAUUUAUUAAUCAUUUUUGUCAUUUCCUAAGCUACAUGUUUAUUGUAAACAUGCACACAUGUAACUAUGGUAGACACAUAAACAUGUUAUGUGUUGUUUGUAAACAUUUGCUCUCAUAAUUUUUUCAUUUUUUGAAGAAAUUAAUAUUGAUGAAAUACACCAAACAAGUAGCUCUUUAAUGUAGACUGAAAUCUUCUAGUAAUGCAAGUAAACAAUAGAUAAUGACAUCACAGACUUCAUCUUCUGGUCAUUGGCAUUAUAGGCAUUGCAGAGUAACCAGACCCACCUGGGAGUGGAAUCCAUCUCUAGAAAUACCAGGACCGGUUGGUAGAGGACACACAUGUGGUCUAGCUGCAUAAUUAAGGGCUUUUUCUGAGCUCCCGAGAUUUCAGUUUUAUGCUGCAAUAUUUGACUGUAAAAAAUAUAGGCUGGCACUGGCCGGGUGGCUCAGUUGGUUGGAGCCUUGUUCUGUACACCAAAAAUGUUGCAGAUUGGAUUCCUGGUCAAGGCACAUAUGUGGUUGCAGGUUUGAUCCCUGGUCAAGGCUCAUUUUGGGGACAACCGAUUGAUUUUUCUUUCUCACAUGGAUGUUUCUCUCUUUCCCUUUCCCUCUAUCUUCCCCACCUCCUCUAUCUCUAAAAUCAAUUUAAAAAAAACAACAACCAUAUUUUUGGGUGAGGAUUAAAAAAAAGAGUAGGCUAAAAUCACUAAUUACUCAAAAAGUGAACAGGCAAGUGUCUGGUGAAUCUACUAUGAACAGACAUUCAGAUACCUCAGGAAAAAUGUGUGUACAGACCAAAUGCACAAUGUAAUUGUCACUCUUCCACUUUGCUACAUCUAGCCUGACUGUUGAAUAUGAGAUUAUUGAUAGUCUUUAAGUUUGGAGCAGCUAGAGCUUGUUUGAUUUUCUUCCUAGGAAGUUUCUGUGUACACUAUUGAGUUCAUGGUGAGUCAAAACAGGAACCAGUUGACAUGGUUAUGUUUCACUCCCCCUCAACCCUAACUUGAGAUGCAGUAAAGGACUUAGGCAGGUAUUUCUUAUUGUGCGGGCACUGGCUCCUUCAGUAUUGUCUUGAUUAUUGAUUCUUUUUUGUGUAAUAGUAGAUUUCCACUCUCUCUUUGAUCUUAUUGAUGAUAAAUACCUUAGGAUAUAUCCCGUACGACAGGCAUAAAGCAUUAAGGAUAUUUGCUGGCCUUUUCCAAGAAAUGGCUACAAUAACUUGUAUGAGGAGACAAUAGUAAUUAUUUUAAUAUUUUUGUAUCUUUUGUUCCUUAACUUUUUGAUUGUGUAAUAUUUUUUGCAUACCACUUAAUUUGUGAUGUACAUAAUAUUUAUGUAAAUCUCAGAAUCUGUCACAAUAGCAAAGAAGUAGGAAUUACAGUUGGAGGGGGUGUUAGGAGAUAAAAGUCAACUCCACAUGUUUUAUUCUCAUCUCCACUAAUUAUUUUUUCAGAAAAAGCUAAAAACUCUGUCAUAAUGACUAUAUUUACUUAUUUAUACUUUUAAUUAGAUUUUUCAUACUUAUUUAAUUGUUGGGACAUUUGCUUUUAAUAUUAUUUCUUAAUGUGGAAACUGUACAAAUAUUUAAAAAAUAAAAUUCCUAAGAUAAUAGAUGUUUUUAAACAUUCACAAAUUAACAAUAAUUCUUUGAAUUUUUAUUAGGUUUUUAGGUUUUGGACAAUUCUUUAAACAUUUCUAAAUUUCCAGGUGACUCACUAAUAAAACAAAAAAUAUUAAGGUAAUGUCAUAAAAUUUAUUAAUUUUAUUUUACCUUUCUCAUUAAUUGACCUUAUUUUAUAUAUGUAUAUAAAUAACCUGGAUACUGUUCUGUCACCAGCAGUGUAUAGGUUUUUGUUCAUUUGGAAAUUUGGCACAGCAUAUAGGAAAUUAAUAGAGGUUUUCCUCCAAUAAAAGGGUUCUCAUUUGAUUUUAUGUUCAAAACUAUAAAAUGCACUUUUGUUUUACAACGUCUGUUGGAAAACCUGAGUCUUUGCACAUGUUAUUUCCAGAGUUUACCUCAGUUAAACAGGCUUACUUGGUUUUAGGUGGGAAGGAAGGGAAAUUAUUUAAAUUCAGUUCAUUCCUCUUGCCCUCUCCCAUUAACUCUUCUUCUUCUUCUUCUUUUUAUUUAUUUAUUUAUUUUUAACCUGAAGCUGUUAUUUAAAAUACUUGUCUUUCUUUCUUUGGCAAAGCCACAUAUUCCAAAUUAAACUUCUGUGAAAUGUCUGAAUUAUUCUUCCCAUCUUUGUUAUGGCCAGCUUCAUCACACAUCCUCUAGUUUCUCAUAACUUCAUAAGUACAAGCUAACGUGCAACAUUAAAAGUCUGGGAACCUAACUCUAAGAACCCAAGUACUUCAUGAACACACAUGGGGAAGGACACACAUGUUCAGCAACAGAGUUGCCUUCAGUGCUCAUGGUAUGGGCAGUGUCCAGCGAGAUCACUUCACUAUGUGUUAUGAUGAUUUGUAAUUGUUUUUCUGAGAUUUUUGUUUCAGUGUUUGUCUCUCAGUAUUUUGAACUUAAUUUAAAGAAAAGGAUGUUUCUGAAUUGUAUUUAUUAUAUGUGAUUUUCCUUACAUGUUGUGCUGCUAUUUUGCUAGUUUUGUGAGCUUAGUUGUGUUUGUUCACAGGUUGUAAUUUGUUAAUAAAUUUAUAGAGUGUU